Molecule: messenger RNA, 571 nt
Organism: Emiliania huxleyi CCMP1516
Lineage: Eukaryota; Haptophyta; Isochrysidales; Noelaerhabdaceae
Exons: 2
Coding region: 8-571 (187 amino acids)
Source: RefSeq, a predicted model, not a curated record
CUGGACUAUGAGCAACCCAGUGCGCACUCUCCUCAUCGUGCUCGCCCUCGCGAGCGCGGCCCCGGUGCCGGCGCCCGAGGAGAAGGCGCUCGGCGACGGCGCCAUCUUCAAGGCCGGCGUCCUCGCCGUCGCCGGCGACAAGGCGGACGCCGCGUCGAUCCUUGCGGACAAGAAGGACGAGGUCAAGCAGGGCCUCAGAGAGGGCAUCGAGGAGUACCACGACUACCAGGACUUCAAGGAGCAGCGCCGCGAGCAGGAGCAGGUCCGGCAGCCGGAGCGGCCGUACGGCGCUGAGGCUGCCAACCUCGACCAGCAGCGCCUCGCGCCGGAGGAAAAGGAGCUGGGCGACGGCAAGAUCCUCGGCGCUGCCAUGCUCGGCAUGAUGGGCGACCGGCAGGGCGCGGCGCACAUCCUCCACCACAAGGCCGAGGAGGUGGCGGACGCCAUGUCGGGCGACGACCGCACGCCCGGCCGCUGGGACGAUGGCCGGCGCCGCCCUGAUGGGACUCUGCCCACUGGCACGGCGGCCGCUGGGACUACAGCUAUGCAUGAGGGGACAGGCGCGGCCUAG